UUGGAAGUAAACUCCCUCAUACUUUUGAGGGAAGAAGAACUGAAAAGGAAGAAGAAGAAGAGAAAGUUGCAGAAAAUAUGAAAAUAACGAUAUGUCUUCUUUCAUGUUUUUUGGCUCUAUUGUUUACACCCACAUUUGCCAUAAAAAAGUCAUACGUGGUGUACAUGGGUGCACAUUCACAUGGAAAAGACGCAUCAUCCAUUGAUUUUGAUAGAGUUACUGAUUCCCAUCAUGAGUUUCUUGGAUCACACUUAGGAAGUAUUGAGAAGGCCAAGGAUGCAAUUUUUUACUCUUAUACUAGACACAUCAAUGGCUUUGCUGCUAUGCUUGAGGAUGAAGAAGCUGCAGCAUUAUCCAAGCAUCCGGGGGUAGUAUCAGUAUUCUUGAACAAGGGUAAGGAACUACACACAACCAGAUCAUGGAACUUCUUGGGGUUGGAACAUGACGGAAUAAUCCAUGAAAGCUCUUUAUGGAAAAGGGCUAAAUUUGGAGAAGACAUCAUUAUUGGCAACAUUGAUUCUGGAGUUUGGCCUGAAUCAGAAAGCUUUAGUGAUGAAGGAACGGGACCAAUUCCCUCAAGGUGGAAAGGAACUUGCCAACAUGGUACAGAUGCCAGUUUUAGAUGCAAUAGGAAGUUGAUUGGAGCAAGAUAUUUCAUCAACGGAUUCGCUGCUGCAGCAGGAGCUCUCAUCAACUCCAGCUUCUACACACCACGAGACACUUUAGGGCAUGGAUCGCACACAUUGUCCACAGCCGGUGGUAAUUUUGUGGAGGGAGCUAAUAUUUUUGGGUAUGGCAAUGGCACAGCGAAGGGUGGAUCACCACGAGCACGAGUAGCAGCUUACAAGGCUUGUUGGCCUCCUAUUAUUCCAAGCGACUCGUGCACUGAUGCAGAUGUCUUGGCCGCCUUUGAUAUGGCAAUUCAUGAUGGUGUUGAUGUGCUUUCAGUAUCAAUGGGAGGACUACCUGUACCAUAUGUCAAUGACAGUAUUGCUAUCGGUUCGUUUCAUGCUGUUAAGCAUGGCAUUGUUGUGGUAACCUCGGGUGGUAAUUCUGGUGCUUUUCCUGGUACAAUAGCCAACACUGCACCUUGGCUCAUCACUGUCGGGGCAAGCACCAUUGAUCGCGUGUUUGCCAGCUAUGUCAUCCUGGGAAACAAUAAGCGCUACAGAGGAGUAAGCCUUGCAACUGAAGCAGUGCCCCACGGCAAGUCCUUCCCAAUUAUUACCGGCGCAUCUGCUAAACUUGCCAAUGCAACAGACCUAGCUGCUAAUUUUUGCAUAGGUGGGACUUUGGACCCUAAGAAGACCAAGGGGGCUAUUUUGGUUUGCCAUAGAGGGGGUAGUCCAGGGUUUGAUAAGUGCACGCAAGCGACUUUAGUAGGCGCAGUUGGUAUCGUUAUACUCAACAGUGCAUUCUUUGGAAACGAAAUGUAUGCUGAACCUUAUAUCUGCCCUGCAACGCUUAUCAGUUACUCUGAUGCACUUGAAGUCUUGGCUUAUCUUAAUUCAACAAGGAAACCUACGGCUUACAUUACUCGGCCAACAACUGAAUUGGGAACAAAGCCUGCUCCAAUUGUGGCUGCAUUUUCAUCAAUUGGGCCCAACAGGGUUACACCAGAGAUACUUAAGCCUGAUAUCAUUGCCCCAGGAGUGAGCAUAAUAGCUGCUUAUACUGGAGUACAACCGCCUACACAAAUGGGUUUUGAUGAUCGCCGGGUUAAAUUUAACACAAUGACAGGCACUUCAAUGUCAUGUCCUCAUGUUGCUGGUGUCGUUGGCCUUUUGAAAGCGCUCCAUCCAACUUGGAGUGCUGCAGCCAUCAAAUCUGCCAUUAUGACCUCCGCAAGAACGCGAGAUAAUACUUUCAAGCCAAUGACUAAUUCAACUAACCUUAAGGUAACACCAUUUGCAUAUGGAGCGGGAAACAUAUGGCCAAACCGCGCCAUGGACCCUGGCUUGGUUUAUGACUUGACGAUCGAUGAUUAUAUGAGCUUUCUCUGUGCCCAAGGCUACAAUGAAACUCAAAUCAAUAUCUUCUCACAAGGGUACUUCAAAUGUCCCGAGCCAAUUAGUUUCAUCAAUUUGAACUUACCCUCAAUCACAGUGCCCAAGCUCAAUGGCUCAGUCGUUGUGACUAGAACUUUGAAGAAUGUAGGAUCACCGGGCACUUACAAAGCUCGUAUUCGCUCCCCAGCUGGAAUUUCUGUUGUUAUUGAACCAAACACUUUGGAAUUCAACAAGAUUGGAGAGGAGAAAUCUUUCAAGCUAACUCUGAAAGUUAGAGGAAAUAAAGCUCCAAAAGAUUAUGUGUUUGGGCAGUUAAUAUGGUCUGAUGGCAAGCACAAUGUUAGAAGUCCCAUUGUAGUGAAAGCUAGUUAAGAAUGUGUUUGGUAGCUUUCAUUUCUCUGUUUGUAUAAUAUUAUUCAUUGAGCUCAAAGUAUUCAAACAGUUUACUGGUCUAAUAAA
Messenger RNA from Nicotiana tabacum (common tobacco), 2468 nucleotides. The record is from RefSeq and is a predicted model, not a curated record. Lineage: Eukaryota; Viridiplantae; Streptophyta; Magnoliopsida; Solanales; Solanaceae.